This is a messenger RNA of Emiliania huxleyi CCMP1516, 2575 nucleotides long. RefSeq lists its product as hypothetical. Gene Ontology annotation, biological process: cell wall pectin biosynthetic process. The transcript is spliced from 12 exons. Gene Ontology annotation, molecular function: arabinosyltransferase activity. Gene Ontology annotation, cellular component: Golgi apparatus. Bases 1 to 2406 code for a protein of 801 amino acids. Lineage: Eukaryota; Haptophyta; Isochrysidales; Noelaerhabdaceae. The record is from RefSeq and is a predicted model, not a curated record.
AUGCGUCAACUGCCGCUCGUCGUGGUCCUCGUAUCGCUCUCUGCGCUCCUCAUCCUCCUCGGAGGGCGCCGGCCGGGCAAGGCCCGCACCUACAAGGCGGCGCCGUCCACCUCGUACACCGACGCUGCGGUCGGCGCGGUGUCCAGCGCGUCAGAGGAGAUCUCAGACGCAGCCUACGGCGCGUUUGAGGUGCUCCACAGCGCAGUGGACGCUGCGGCGGAGGUCGUCUCCUCGCCAAAGGCCGGCGAGGACCCGAUCGCCUUGGCUACCGCCGGCUUCCGCGCUGCUCCAGCGCACGGCUCGCCUCUGGCCUCGCGGGAGGGCUCUCGGGACGGCGCCGCGCUGCAGGAGGCGAAGCGGCAGAUUGAGGCGCUGCGAGCCGAGCAGCAGACCCUCAAGCGCGACAGCGAGAAGCUGCGCAGCGAGAAUGAGUGCAACCGCGACCACUCGAAGGUGCUCACGACGGACGACGUGCUCUGUCGCGUCCCAAAGGGCGAGCUUGCCUUCGUGACGCUCGCCAACCAGGCGGGCGGCGAGGCGGCGGCGGCGGACUGGGCGCCACGGCGUCUCUUCACGGCUCUGGCUGCGUACGGCGAGAUGGCGGUGAACUGGGCGCUGCUGCUGCUGCCGAUGCUGGAGAGGCUCGGCCACGGCGACCGCGCCGUCAUCGCGGGCAUGGACCAGUCUGGCGUCGACCUGUUUCUCAAGCGCCUGCUGCCCACCGUCGCCACCGCCUUGCAGAAUCAACGACAACUGACCAGCGAGUUGGUCACAUGGCUUAGGCACCGGCUGCCCACCGUCACCACCGCCUCCUUUGGGGGCAUCGCCUGGAACUCGGACCACAAGGGGUCGAUGGACGGUUUCCGCUGGAAGAAUGGCGCGAGCCCCGCGGCGUCACCACCGCCUUCCAUCGCGAGUCCACUCGCGGAGGUGGUUCUGUGGCUGCUCCGCGCCGGUCGCGACGUCUCGAUCUCGGACGUCGACGUCGCGUGGAUUGCGCCGCCCUACGCGUUGCUCCGCUCCGUGCCCGACGCCGACGUGCUCUCCGGCAGCGGCUGUUUCGGCGUGCCGUGCGACACGGACCCACGAGUCCAUCAGCGACUCUGGCACUUCCACUGGCGCAUAGGCACUGACUGCCUCAACGUGCCGUACGACGCGGACCGUUCGCCGCGCAAGAGCAACGUGCGCAACUGCGGCCACCAGUCGGGCUCCACCUGGUCGGCGUGGUUCAACACGGGCGUCAUGUUCUUCCGUGCGCGGCCGGCGGCGGUCGACGACCAGCUCUCCUUCAACCAGCUGGUCGGCACCGUCGGCGCGUCGGGCCGCCACGCCCCAAAGUUCCGCCGCUUCUACCCCCUCAAGCCGGCGAGCGAGGACGGGAGGGUCGUCUACGACGGCAACGGGUCGCGCCGCAUCCACGCCAUCCCCGUCUCGCAAGUCUGCUCGGCGCAUGUCUUCCACGUGCAGCAGUCGGCAGAGCCGCGCGGCUGCCUCGUGCUGCACCUCACCUUCGCGGGGAUGCUGCCUGUCCGGCCGGAGCCGUUCGACCAGCGCUACCUCUCCUUUACGCCGCCGCAGCCCGGCCCGACGCCGCCAGAGCGGCACGAGCCGGCGCCCGCUCGCGCGGGCAACGGCUGGACCGUCGUCGCGGCGCUGCAGUGGUCGCCUCCCCUGCGCAACGCCAUCGGCAUCGCGCGCGCGCUCGGCCGCCAGCUCGUGAUGCCACGGAUGGCGUGCUUGUGCGAGCGCGCGGAGUCGCCCGCCGCGCUUCUGCCCGGCUGCACGCUCGAGGGCGCUUGCACGCCCGUCUUCGGAGGCGCUUCGACGCCCGUCCCGCACGUUUGCCCGCUCGAGAGCGUGUACGACGUCGCGCGCGUGGAGCGGAUCUGGCAAAAGGGCUACCUGCAGCUGCGGCCGUGGACCUUCCUCAACAGCAGCAUCCACAAGCCGCCUGCCGGCAGCCGCGGCGCCCUGCCCUUCACGCCGGCCGACACCACCGCCGUGCGCUGGCUGGCGGAGGCGCCGCCGCAUGGCCGCCCGCCGCCGCAGGGUCCGCGGCAGGUGUGGCUCGAGAAGGGGCUCUCGGCAGAGCAGCUGCUGCAGGCGGUCUCCGCCGCCGGCGCGUCGGACGCGCGCGUCAUGCACCUCGAAUCGGCGGAGGGCGUCUUCGGCGGGUUCGAGUCUGCGGCCGAGAGCAAGCUCUUCAAGGAGGCGAUCUCGGGCGACCUGCUCGGCGGCUGGAGCGCUACGUGGUGCUGCACGAGCUGGAACAAGCCUGCGGGUACCUUCAAGUUCAAGAGGCCGGUGCCGCUGCCGUCGGGCGUCGAGGCGCGGGGCCCUCGCACCGUCGUUGACCUGCCCGACAAGCGCGAGUGCUACUGGCAGAGCUCUCCCUGCGAGCUGUGAUUAUCAGUUAUCACGACGAGAGCGGGGAAGAGGCUCCAGCGUCCCGCGGCGUAUUUUAUACGGUUAUUCUUCGCAUCGCGCCGCGCCUCUCUCGACAAGCGUUUUGUGUCAGCGUCGGCCGUGAGAGCGCAAGUGCGAAUUAUUCGUGUGCGUGUACGUACAAAUAGUG